UAUCACCUGUGUGGCCGACAUUUUACCUGUGUUAAGGCGUGCAACCCGGUAUAUAGGUGUGACGGCCAUGUGAGACAUGAUGAUCUAGUACGUCUCAUCUACUAUGCUUACUAUACGCUUUGUAAUUAACUGGGCAUAGCUUUUUUUUCACAAGACAACCGGAGAUAGAUCGUAUUGUGUCACGGUCAUUAUAUAUCUCCACGGAACAGCGAUCACCGUUGACAUCGUCAUACAACAAUUAAACAGUGCACCGCGGAAGAAGACCAAAAAAAAAAUGACGUUGAAACAAAUUGAACGGCUUUUCUUUACCUUGUCAGCGUGUGAUUUAUCAAAUCACAGGUUAACUGAUCGCCGUGCAUGUCAGUGAGCACGACUGAACUACCUUUACAACGAUUACAACGAUAUUUCACGGACAAAAUGAUCGUAUCUUUCUGGAUUAUCUUCCUUCAUGUUCGAGAUAAAUUCUACGAACUGGCGGUUGGGAAAAGACACAAGAAAUACAGAGACAUGGCGAGGAAAGAGGUAGAAAAAUGUCUGGAAUGGCUCCAGGACCAAAAGACGGGUUUGGAAACAGACCAGUUCGGUUGCAAUAAGGCAUCCGUCCAGGACGCAGCGUCCAAGCACAGAUCCCGUCAGAAGAUGAUCCGAGAUUACGGACGAGAUGUCGACAGAGUUGUCCGAUUGAAGGACUCUGAUUGUGCGGACAUCGUCAAACCUGUAGGAGCGGCGUAUGAAUCUCUGAGGGCGAUGUCUUCAAAACGAUCUUCCUGUCUUGAAGUACUUACACAAAUCGCUAACCUGGAAGACUUUGCAGGUUCGGCGGCAGCGGAGUUCACUGCCAGAGCUGUUCAUUUGUCCAACUGCACCGAAAACAACAAAGAAAAGGCGCCUUCUCAAAGCAAUGAGACUCUUGCCAAGACUGCUCAGAAAUGCAUCGUUGCCGUGAGAGAUAACUGGCGGUGGAUUCAACAGUCGAUGAAAUGUGCUGAGGUGCAUCUAAAACACGCAGCCAAUUAUCAAGAGUUUUUCCACGAGGUUGACGAAUGUGAACACUGGAUGAACACCACUCUCAGCCGCAUCCACUUGUCCUUUGACCGUUCCAAUCUCCAAGGCGACCGUGCUGAUGCACGGGACAUGAUGAAAGAGAUCAAGGACGUCCUUUUGGCCUACCUCCAAUGGCAGAGUCGGGUGGACAAUCUGUUCGACAAGAGCAAAGACGUGGUUCCUCUUCCCGCCAGAACAAAACCCCUACAAGAUCCCCGGCCUGUCGUGGCUCUAGCGGACUACAAAGGAGAUAAGUUUGAAAUGUUCGAUGGUGAAACAUUGACACUUGUGAACAACAGAGAUAUGCUAACAUGGAGGGUGAGGAAUGACAGAGGUCAGGAAGGUGAGGUCCCGUCUGUAUGUCUUCUUAUCCCGGGGCCCUACGGCCAGGCUGUCGACGCCGCUGUCAGACUUCGACUGCAGCUUCUUGCCAUGUGGACGACGAGCUUGAAGAGACUGGGGUAUCAGAUGAUAGCCUUUAUGAACCUGGUCUUCCGUGACUGGAAUGAUGACGAGAUCCAAAGCUUACAAGGAAUUCCAGCCACAACAAAGGCAGAGUUAUUGGACGUGUUACAGAAAAUCGAAGACGAUCUUUCCAAACACUGGAGCGAGUAUCCGGACUUCCUGGAACUCCAAGAACGCAUUCUGCGCCUGCGCAUGAUUCUAGAGGAAGCCAGCAGUGAAGGGCAGCCAGACAAGGAGUUGAUAGACACCGUUGUGAUCCAGAUCAAACUUCUGCGGGAUCUGCUGAAUAAGUAUAAAGAUUUCUGGGCAUACUGGGAAACGUACAAGGCCCUGGUGGAGACGUUGCGGGAGCCUAAGUACAUCUUGAUUGCUGACCAGUGGGACAAGCUGAAAUACGUCACUACGGCCCAUUUUGUCAAAUUCUGGGAUACAGAUCUGAAGCUCGACGCGAUACCGCAUCUAGAUAAGAUAUCUAAGGUCGAUGGCGCCUCCAUCACUCUUAACGAAACUCCACGCUCAGACAUGAAGACUGAGGAAAGUAUCUCUCUGUCACGACAAGAGGAGAUCGCCGAGACGGACCAGAUCACGAAGUCGUAUGAAGAGGAGAGACGGACAUUCCAGAUCACUGCCGUCAAGGAUCCCAGAGAUGGUAAGGAGUUGUCCUUCCAGCGCGCCGUGAUGAUGGGCAUUGUGGAUCAAGCUCAAGGGCGUUACAUCAACCCGGACAGCGGAGAAACCAUCACACUGGCGGAUGCCAUGAACGAAGGAAAGAUUACCGUCGAGUUCACGUCCAGACAGAAGAUUAAGCAGGAAAAAUCCGCCAUCGGCCUAAUCACGAUCAAGACCCGCCAAGAGACCCGCCCGUUCAACAUCGUCGGCGUCAUAGACCCGGAAACCGACCGCACGAUUUCCCUGACGGAAGCGGUCAAGAAGGGAAUCUACGACGACCAUAGAGGCGUCUACACUGGAGAGCACGGCGAGGAGAUGUCCGUCGUCGAUGCCAUCGAAAGCGGCUGUGUCCUUGUGGAGUACAAAGGCGAGGGUGUCACUCAUUCCGACGUAGUGUCUAAAACGUACGCCAUCAACUCCGUGGUGGACCAGAAGCGGAAGACCAAGGUAUCCUUCACGGACGCCAUUGCUCUCGGGAUUCUCGACAGAACUACAGGGGCCUACAUCAACAACAUCACGGGGGACAGAGUUUACGUGGGGGAAGCUAUCAAACGGGGGUUCAUCAAGGCUAGAAUCAUCAACAACCCGAAAAGUUUAGAUAUUGACCCAGAAAAUAAAAUCGUCGUAGAGAGAAUUCAAAAUGUCAAGAAUAAGCUACUGAAGUCCAUGAACGCCGUGCGUGCUUUCCAAAUGGCCGCCAAAAAUGCCAAAAAAUAAUAUCGAAUUGUAAUAUUUUGUACAUUGUUAUCAGAAUCUCCCUGUAUUUUCAUCACAAUUAAUGGAAACUUAGUAAUAUUUUGGAGAAAACCAAAACAUUUAGCAAGUUUAAAUAUACAUUGGUUUGUGCUGGUUUACACAGAAUAUCAUCACGGCAGUCCGAAUUUCAUUACAAGUCACCCUUCGUUUCUCGAUUUCAGCUGAUUGCCCUACAUGUAUUACCAGUACAUUUAAUUUUUCAGAAUAAUCCUUCAAAAACGCUUUAUAAUUCAAACAUUACCGAGUUGUAUGUCAUGUAUAGAUGUAUUUUGUAAAAAGAAUCAAAAUACGAUAUUUUAAUGUCAAAGUAAUAGCAUUCACUCGGAACGAUACUUCUAGGUGUGAUAAAUUUAUGGUGCAACUUUGCAUACUAUGUGAAUUGCAAUGUCUGCUAUUUUAAUACACUGCACCAAUGUGGAAGAUUCUAAUGUUUGUGCACAAAAUGAACACAGAUGAAAAGGUAUCUGCCUGUAGGUCAAGUUUUAUUUCG
Messenger RNA from Liolophura sinensis, 3424 nucleotides. RefSeq lists its product as uncharacterized. NCBI's taxonomy places the organism in Eukaryota, Metazoa, Mollusca, Polyplacophora, Chitonida, Chitonidae. Gene Ontology annotation, molecular function: protein binding. Bases 358 to 2895 code for a protein of 845 amino acids. Gene Ontology annotation, biological process: intermediate filament cytoskeleton organization. The record is from RefSeq and is a predicted model, not a curated record. Gene Ontology annotation, cellular component: cytoskeleton. The transcript has 16 exons.